GCGCGGCUGCGAGCCUGCGGGACAUGCCCCCCGCGCCGGCUCCUUGCUGGCGGCCAUGAAGAGGCAGAACGUGCGGACUCUGUCCCUCAUCGUCUGCACCUUCACCUACCUGCUGGUGGGCGCCGCCGUCUUCGACGCCCUCGAGUCGGACCACGAGAUGCGCGAGGAGGAGAAACUCAAGGCGGAGGAGAUCCGGAUCAAGGGGAAGUACAACAUCAGCAGCGAGGACUACCGGCAGCUGGAGCUGGUGAUCCUGCAGGCGGAGCCGCACCGCGCCGGCGUCCAGUGGCGCUUCGCCGGCUCCUUCUACUUUGCCAUCACGGUCAUCACCACCAUAGGUUACGGGCACGCCGCCCCCGGCACCGACGCGGGCAAGGCCUUCUGCAUGUUCUACGCGGUGCUGGGCAUCCCGCUGACGCUGGUCAUGUUCCAGAGCCUGGGCGAGCGCAUGAAUACCUUCGUGCGCUACCUGCUGAAGCGCAUCAAGAAGUGCUGCGGCCUGCGCAACACCGAGGUGUCCAUGGAGAACAUGGUGACCGUGGGCUUCUUCUCAUGCAUGGGGACGCUGUGCAUCGGGGCGGCCGCCUUCUCCCAGUGCGAGGAGUGGAGCUUCUUCCACGCCUACUACUACUGCUUCAUCACGUUGACUACCAUCGGGUUCGGGGACUACGUGGCCCUGCAGACCAAGGGCGCCCUGCAGAAGAAGCCGCUCUACGUGGCCUUUAGCUUUAUGUACAUCCUGGUGGGGCUCACGGUCAUCGGGGCCUUCCUCAACCUGGUGGUCCUGAGGUUCUUGACCAUGAACAGCGAGGACGAGCGGCGGGACGCCGAGGAGAGGGCGUCGCUGGCGGGGAACCGCAACAGCAUGGUCAUCCACAUGGCCGAGGAGGCGCGGCGGGGCCGGCCGCGGCCCAAGGCGGACGCGGCCGACCUGCAGUCCGUGUGCUCCUGCACCUGCUACCGGCCGCAGGACCUCGGCGGCCGGCCCGCGGCGCACCAGAACGCCUUCGGCGCCAAGCUCGCCCCCCAGUACUUCCGCUCCAUCUCCUACAAGAUCGAGGAGAUCUCACCAAGCACAUUAAAAAACAGCCUCUUCCCCUCCCCCAUCAGCUCCAUUUCUCCCGGGUUACACAGCUUUACCGACCACCACAGGCUGAUGCGACGUCGGAAGUCCAUUUAGGGCGCGGGGGAGGGCAAUGUGGACCGACGAGUCGUCUGUUGUGUUAAGUUCCAGUGGCCCGAGGCGUCUUUUCUUCCUUAUUUAUUUAUUAUCCUCCUUUACCGUUGUUAUUGUUAUUGUGAUUGUCACCGUCAUUACUUUCUCUCCUUCCGUGGUUUCGUUUCUUCCCUGCCUGGCCAGCGAGACAGAGCAGGCCAAAGGGGAAAGAAAGGCCCGUGCUCCUCUGAAACUCGCAUCUGAGCAUGAAGCAUGGAUUUCUUCCU
This is a messenger RNA of Pteropus alecto (black flying fox), 1443 nucleotides long. It is a transcript of the gene KCNK9, whose product is annotated as potassium two pore domain channel subfamily K member 9. Gene Ontology annotation, cellular component: membrane. Gene Ontology annotation, biological process: potassium ion transmembrane transport; stabilization of membrane potential. The transcript is spliced from 2 exons. NCBI's taxonomy places the organism in Eukaryota, Metazoa, Chordata, Mammalia, Chiroptera, Pteropodidae. The record is from RefSeq and is a predicted model, not a curated record. Gene Ontology annotation, molecular function: potassium ion leak channel activity. The coding region runs from base 56 to 1180 and encodes 374 amino acids.